AUGGAAAUUGCAGAAUUUUCUGAAGGAAUUCGAAAAUUUCAAGGUGCAAAGUGAGUUUUUUUUAUUGAAAUUUUGAAAAUUUUUUUUCAAAAUUUUUUUUCAGAGAAAAAAUAGAUGAAUUUUUCAAAACUCUAGAAGAACUUCAAAAUGAGAUUGCCGAGAAAAAUGAGCUCGAAAAACACAUUGAAAAUUGCGAGAAAAUGAGCAAAGAUUUGGAGGCGGAAAGAAAAUCGCAUGCGGAAGAGUUGCGGCAAAUCAAUCAGGAUAUCAAUAUUUUAGAGGAUAUUUCGAAAAGUUUGCGAGGAGAAAUUGAAACUUCAAAACUCAAAAUUUCGAAAUCGUUGAGAGUUGUAAAAAAUGCGCGGGAAAAUUUGAAUUCGGAUUUGAAAAAUUUGAAUUUUGAGCAGGAGGACGUGUAUUUUGAGCCAACUCAAGAGGAAAUCAAAUAUGAACCGUUAGUUUUAGUUUUUUCCACAGAAAAUUUUUGUAGUUCUCGCGGACAGGCAAAAUUUUCCUCACCCGAAUAUUUCCAACCGAAGUUUUGGUAAGGAAAAAAUCACUCUGCUUCUCUGCCUCUCUUCAUCAAAUUUUCCAUACCAAAAUUUGGAUAGGAAAAUGUUCGUUGUGGAAAAAAUUCGCUUCUCCGCGAGAACUACAAAUUUUGGAGUGGAAAAUUUGAAUGAUUUUUUGCAGAAAACUUCUACCAUUCUCAUUCCCCUCAUUUUUGACCUCAAUUUUUCCGUCUAUUCCACCGCCACAAAUUAGUCCAAUCACACCUAACAAUUUGGUGAAUCGCCACAGAUUACCACCACAAUUUGUAGAGGCCAGCAAAAUGAAGGUAGGAUUUUUAAAUUUUCAAAAAACAUUUUGACCCCUUAAAAGCAAUUUUUCAGAUCUGCGAGAAUUGCGGAGCAAAAAUCCACAGAAAUGCUCCAACUUGUCCAAUGUGCAAAACCAAAACGAAAUCCAAAAAUCCGAAGAGAAAACGAAAAACCAAUGAUCAAUUUCAAUUGUAG
Molecule: messenger RNA, 1016 nt
Organism: Caenorhabditis angaria
Lineage: Eukaryota; Metazoa; Nematoda; Chromadorea; Rhabditida; Rhabditidae
Source: the annotation of a GenBank genome assembly